Messenger RNA from Rotaria sp. Silwood1, 1520 nucleotides. Lineage: Eukaryota; Metazoa; Rotifera; Eurotatoria; Philodinida; Philodinidae. The record is from the annotation of a GenBank genome assembly.
AUGAUCAAGGAAAUGCAACCUGAUAAUACUUUAAUUGCAUUUAAAGAUUUAUCGACUAUUAUUAAUAAAGCUAUUUAUAUGCUUCCAACAAAAGUUAUUUCUAUUUUACAACGGUUGUAUGUUUCUUAUUCCAGAAUAAGAACGGUGAUUAAAGCUGGUUUUACGAGUUCAAGUGAUAUACUUUCAGAAUUUGUAAUACAAAGCUGGCAAGUGAUACAACAUGGUAUGGAUAAAAAAGAUCAAAAGGCGUUAAUGACUGUUAGAAACCAAUUAAACACAUCUUUUAUCGAUGAUCUAGACACAUUUGUUGAAUCAUCAAGAGCUGAAUUGGUUGAGAUUCAGUCACAGUUAUUGCUUGAAGCAACUGGUGGUAAAGUUCAGUAUCUGCUAGAUAAAAGAAAUGAAUUAGAACCUGAUUUCUUACAAUUAUCAGUAUUGUUAAAAAAUAAAUCUUCUGAAUGUGGUACCAAUCAAGGGAUAAUUGAUUUAUUAGAACUAGAUGCAUUACUUAACAAUAUCAGUUCUGCAAUUACUAAAAAUCAAACGAUAAUUGAUACAGAGCGAUCGGUAAAAAUAAAAACUGUUCCUUCUGGAUUUACUGCAGAUUAUGUAUUAACAAGAGACAAAAUGAAGUUAGAAGCAGCCAAAUUUAAAGAACAAAUGUAUGAAUAUAGAAACAAACUGCAAAAACAUCGUGAUUAUAUGUUAGAAAAGACUAGAUCGGCUUCUCAAGCAUUGCAGACACUUCCAAAUGUUCAUGCGGGUAACAUGACAAGAAAUCUUUGGAAAAAUCAUAGAAAUUGGAUGCAACGAACUGAUUCUUCUGAUGGAACAAAUGAAACUGCUGAGUACGAUACAAAUCAACAGAUAACUGCUUUACUUGAGCAAAAAACAAAAAUCUUGGAUAACUUCACUAGUCAUAUGGAAACAGUAAAAGAAGAAAUGAUGGCAGUGACAGGCAAAUUACGCGAACAAAUACAAGACUAUCAAAAUAAAAUACAAGAGUAUCGUGAUCGUCAAUUAGAAGAACGAGGAUCGUUUUGGAUAUUUUCAUGGAAAGUACGAGGUGUUUACGCUGAGAACCGUGAAAAAAUCGUACGGGAAAAUAUAAAUAGAUUAGUACAACGAACUAGUUUUCUUCAAGAUGUAUUUCGCAAAGGUUCAUUUCUUGAUUUAGCUAAGAGUCUAUUAGCUGGAAAGGAAGCUUUGCUAUCUUAUAAAUUGAAGCAAAUUCAGUUGGAACAAGAAUAUAAGAAACUUAAACAACGUUAUGAUCCAGUUUCACAAAAAUUUUAUGCUAUUAUUGACGAAAUUGACAAGGUUUAUCGAUCGACUGGAACUGUCAAUGUUCAAAGUAUAAAAAUGGUUGAUGAAUUAUGUCGUGCUGUUCAAAAUGGGCACGAAUCUAUCACAUCGGCUUACGCAAUAAUGCGAAUCCAUUUAUCAGCAAUUCAUGUUGAUUCUGAUUUAUUAGUGGCUUCUGUGUUAGAUGCGCUACGAGUGUUGAAUAUGAUUGAUAG